Molecule: messenger RNA, 2829 nt
Organism: Daktulosphaira vitifoliae (grape phylloxera)
Lineage: Eukaryota; Metazoa; Arthropoda; Insecta; Hemiptera; Phylloxeridae
Product: glycerophosphocholine phosphodiesterase GPCPD1-like
Exons: 17
Coding region: 301-2598 (765 amino acids)
Biological process (GO): glycerophospholipid catabolic process
Molecular function (GO): starch binding; glycerophosphocholine phosphodiesterase activity
Source: RefSeq, a predicted model, not a curated record
GUCGUCGCCGUUUAUCUUUGAAUUGUUUUAUGAACCUUGUAUUAGUUUAAGAGUAAUCCUUGUCGGUAGUAUGUUUUAUUCUUCGUUUUUCUAAUUAAAAUGUUAAAAUAGUGGAGUAUAUUUCCAAAAAAAAAAAAAAUUAUAUACAUAUAUUUUUGCUUAUAACAAAGUUUAAUUUCAAAAAAGUAUUUUAGAGAAACUCAAGUAAUAAAUUUUUUUUUUCUAUGUUAAAACUACAACUUUAUUAGUACUUCAAUUUUUUACAUAGCUUUAACCUUUUCAGAAUUGAAUUCAUUCAUUAUGCAACAGUGGUGGGAUCCCAACUCUUUAGAUGAAGAUAACUUUCAAAGUUCAAUACCUGAAAAAAAUAAAGAAAUGUCAAAAUCUAAUCAUAGACAUGAGAAGUUUAAAGAAAAAACAUUUACUGUGGAAGCAGAUACUAUUGAUGGACAAAUACUGUGCGUCUCAGGAAAUUGUGAGGCAUUAGGAAAUUGGAAUGCAGAUAAGGCAUUUGUGCUUACUAAUACUCAUAUGACUAAAGUUAAAAACAAUCGCACGUAUUAUAUCUGGACUGGAAAAAUAGAUUUACCAACAAAUCAACAAGUAUUGUUUCGAUAUUUUAUUGCUUAUAUUUUAGAGCCUGAUGGUGAAUAUAUAACACAAAGAUCUAUUUUAGUUCAUUCAUGGGAAUCACAUUAUGAACCUAGAAGUGAAUCUUCCUAUGAUGAUGCAAAUACAACUUAUGAUCUUUAUGGGUCAAAAAAUGGUAAUAAGCAUGUAAAUAAAGGUUUUUUAACUAAUGAAUAUGCUGUGCAGUUUAAAUUAUUUAAAGAACCUAUUAAAUUUUGGAAAACUAAAUUUGAAAAUAAGAAGGAUCUUAUGUGUGUUAAAGUGACACCAAUUAAGUUAUCAAAGCGUCCAUCUAAAACUGGUAAAGCAAUAUCCAAUAACAUUUUAAUUGAAGAAUUAAGUUCACAAGAACCCAAUAAUAUAUCUUUUGGAUUUCCAUUUGUUGAAGUUGCAAAUAUACCUGGAGAUUAUAGUUUUCAAUUACAAAGUCAAUUUGGUAACCUUUUAAUGCUCAAUACUUUACAUAUAUUUCAAACAAAGGUUCAUAAUUUUGGCUGUAUGGGAUAUCUUUUUGAUAUUUUUAUGAAAAAAGAAAGUUUAGAAGAGCCACCUUAUCAUGUUGGUUUCACUCAUGUAUUACCAAAUAGCAUGAUAAACAGUAAUGGUGUAAUAACAGCUCCUAUUACAAGCAUACGCCAUCAGCCAAUUGGUGAACUUAAAAUUGCAUAUUUAGUAAUAAAGCCUUCUAGGGAUAUAACAUGUACAUUGGAAAAAAAUAAAACCUUAGAUUGGAAAAGUUCUUAUGAUCCAUUAGAUAUUGGUCAUAGGGGAUCUGGCUCAACUUUUACCAAAUUUGUAUCAGAUACUUCAAACAUUCGUGAAAAUACAAUUGCAUCAUUAAGAGAAGCAGGCAACAAAGGAGCAGAUUUUGUUGAGUUUGAUGUUCAACUUACUAAAGAUUUAGUUCCUAUAAUAUAUCAUGAUUUUAAAGUGUCAAUGGCAACUAGAUCAAAAACAGAUGUGUUAGCUGAAAAUGUUGAAAUGGUUGAAGUACCAUUGAAACAAUUUUCUUUUGAACAGUUGCAAAGAUUAAAGAUUUAUCAUGUUAAGGAACCUUAUAGCUUAUCUGAAGGUCAUUUUUUAAAUGACUUACGAAAUGAUUAUCAACCUUUUCCAAAACUUGAAACAGCAUUGACUAAUGUGGAUAUCAAUGUUGGUUUUAAUAUUGAAGUAAAAUGGACAAUGGAGUUACAGGAUGGAACAUAUGAACUUGAUAAUCCUUUUGAUAUGAAUUUAUUUGUUGAUAAGAUCUUGAAAACUACUUUUGAUUUUGCUGGAAUACGUAAUAUUGUAUUUUCUUGUUUUCACCCAGAUGUUUGUACAAUGCUUAAAAUGAAGCAAAAUAAGUAUCCUGUUCUUUUUUUAACUCAAGGUGUAACUAAAAGAUGGCCUUCAUAUGAAGAUAUUCGUUGCCAUACCGUACAAACAGCAGUUUACCAUGCUGCUUGUCAUGAUUUGAUGGGAGUCAAUGUACAUUCUGAAGAUUUGUUACGAGAUCUUUCUCAAAUUAAUAUGGUUAAAGAAACUGGGUUAUCAUUAUUUUGUUGGGGUGAGGACAAUAAUUGUAAAGAUGUUGUAAACAAGUUAAAAAAACUUGGUGUAAAUGCUAUAAUUUAUGAUAAAUUAGACAAGAGUGAAGAAAAGCAAAAAUCCUUAGAAAAUCCCACUAUAUUUAUUACUGAAGAUUGUUGUGAUCAAAAUAUUGUGCUUAUGAACCAAGAAUUAUUAACUGAAGACAUGAAUAGUGGUGACAGUCAAAAUAAAAAAAAUAAAAAUGAAUAUUUCAUGGAUGUUGCAAAAUUUGGUUAUCAAAAUCAAUGUGCAUCAACAAAUUCAUUAUGGAAUGAAGAUUGUUCUUCGAAUAAUAAUCUUAAACCAAAUAAUUCGCCUUUAAAAACAAAAAGAUUAAACAUUGUAGAACACGGAAAUGUCAUUACAUCGAGCUCUUCCAAAAAAUCUAAGUCUUAAUUUUGAAUUAUUGAAGCUGUCUUAGAAAUAGAUUCAUUAAAUGUAAUUGUUAUUAUUUAUUAUUGUUAUAAUUAUUAUCAUUAUUUUUGCAUUUAUUUUUCUUAAAAAGUUGAUUUAAAAUAAAAUAAAAUGGAUAUUGAUAAGGUAUUACUUUAGCUAAAUGUAAUUUAUUUUUAUUUUAUUUUUAAAAUAUAAGUAUAUCAUAAAUAAAAAAUAAAUAUUUAGUUCUUA